Messenger RNA from Drosophila yakuba, 5295 nucleotides. RefSeq lists its product as uncharacterized. Bases 605 to 1561 code for a protein of 318 amino acids. Lineage: Eukaryota; Metazoa; Arthropoda; Insecta; Diptera; Drosophilidae. The record is from RefSeq and is a predicted model, not a curated record. The transcript has 5 exons.
UCCUAUAAAAAAUUGCGGCAUUUAAAAAGAACAUUUCAUUGGAAAAUACUCUGUAACUUAAGAUACUUGAAAAUGAGCUUCAUUUACGGGUGUACUAUAGCAAAUUGUUGAGCACUCACAAAGCAGCGAUAAAAAUAUACUUAAAUCGGCUUCGGAGAUGAGUAGAUAAAUCAACCUGCGCCAUAAUCCUUAAGACUUAACCAUUGAAAAUCGAGCCAUCUAUCAUUCGGGUAAUCUAUUCAAGCAGAGUACAACAAGGAUUCCCAUCCCAUGGAAAAAAAAAAACACAAAGAACUCCCUUUUGGCUGUCAUGUGUUGCCGCUGUAAUCAUUUGAUUUGGAUACGCUUGCAAAUUCCCUAAGAGUGUGUUACCCGCCAAAGUUUGGGGUAUUGUUAUGAGAAGAAAAAAGAAUAAAAUCCUUCAGAUACUACCCCUUGAAAUGCCAGAUGUUUAAGCCGCAUGUGGCAGCUAGGUGAGCUGUAUGGUGCAGCAACAAAUGCUUUGCGUGUCAGGUUUCUUUUGUGAUUUUUGUGUUUUAACUCAUUUUCUUCGCUCUAAAUAUCCUGUUGGGGUUUUAAUUCACAUUUUACAAGUGGUCCCAAGAUGGCCUCGUCUAGUUCUGGUGCUAACAAUAAACCACCUCCAGUUCCACCUCGUCCUGUCAACUUGCCACGCCCCAGUAUGCUGCAGUCUGAAUCCCAGGAAAGUCAGAGCUCCUCCAGAUGCAGUUAUAUAGUUUUGGUGUAUCUCCUAGUCGUGGUUAUACUACUGCUCGCCUUGGUUCAAUGGGAACUUGUGUCAUACUACAAACCAUUGACAGAUCUCUUUUUGGCCAAGUACUGGAUUAGUGUAGUCUGCAUGCUGAUCUCAGCUCCACUUUUGGCCAUUUUCCUGCUUAUACGACAAAUUCGAUAUUUACCAAUUCUUGGCUGGCUGCUCAUGUGCUUCAUUGUUGCCUACUGUCAUGCACUCAGCUUCUUGAUUUAUUUCACCAUAACUGCAAUUCUGAUGAUCGUCUUUGUGCUAAUUGGAUCCUUUAUUCCCUGCGACUUAACUGCUAAUGUGGCUAUGUUGUUUAUAGUCGGCUUUCCGAUAUUUCUGUAUAGCAUAUAUCUACUUUUGAUCUUCAUGAUGUUUGAUUCAGGCGAUGGAUUUUUCAUCUCCUUCGCUGUUCUGGUUUUGGGUAUUGUGUGUAUGUUUACUAUGUACCACGCCCAACUAAUUCGAGGUUGGCGAUAUGCAGAACUAUAUACCACCGAUGGACUCUUUGCCGUGAUCAUCCUUUUCUGCCACUUCUGCAUUAUCCUGAUGCUUUUCUGCUUUUUGGACUGGUCACAAGCUGAUGAAGUUGAUGAUAAGGAUUCUUCGGAAUCUGAUGCUACUGCAAUGCAAACAGCUUACAGGGCUCUGUGGCCAUUGGUCUGCUCAGCUGUCACCAAAAAUGAUUUUUUGGGUCAGACCACUCAGGACAUCAGGCGCCUGCUAAGCCCACUCGUCGACAUUAUAAUAACAUCCAUCAUUCUGGACCACACACAAAUGACAACAACUGCCAAAAAGUAGCACAGUAGUAAAAACAUAAACAAAACGCCAAAGACGCAGGAAAACAAAAAAAGAGAGAAAGCCAAAAACAUGGUUUACUUGGACUGCUCACUGAGUAAACAUGACAUAUUUUUGUUUACUCAAAACGUUUUUCUCGUCUUUCUUGUUAGAAAAGGUGGCUGAUGGGCCUUUUAGGCCAGAAAUGAAUGGGCCCUUUGACCACCAUUUAACCUGCCGUUUCGGCGCCUUCAUACACUCGUCUUUAUGACUACACAAAAAUAUAUAUAUAUAUACAAAUAAAUAUAUAUAUAAGGAUAUGUAUAGGAUUGUGUAUGAGUGACUGUUUAUGCAUCCAAUAAUAAGCAAUUUCGUGCACAUAAUUGGCAGUGGCAUGAGCCGAAGCGGACAAAGUAAAUAGCCAUAAUUAAUGUAUACAACAUAAAUGUGACCUGACCGAAAUACAAAAAGCGGUCGAAGCUCACGAAACGACACAGCCUUAAAAGAAACGUUUGUCUCCAAUGGCGCACAGUGGUUCAGAAUCACCGUCUUGUUUACCAUUUUCAAUCCCAAAUAAUAGCAGUGAGGCUAUAAAAAUAAUAAUAAUUUUUACCAAAAAUCAAAUUUUAAAUUGAUGUAGCUGAUUACACAUGUCCCAUAACAAAAGUCUCCAUGGAGCUAUUCCAAUGCCAUCUGCUGAACGUUGUAUGCUGUAUAAUGCGUAUACGCCACGUUGUACGCACUGGAAAAUGUGCAAUAAAGACGGGUUUUUUUCAUUGAUACGCAAAGCAGCGAUAUGGGCAUCUAUGUUGUAUAAUGCAAACUGUAUAUUGAGUGCGGAAUGUUUAAGCCAGACAUUGCUGCGAAAUUGUGAAGGAUGAAAAAUAGGGGGGAAGGGGGUUAAAAUGCGGACGGAAAAAGGAGCAUCAGCCGCAAAAUUGGCAGAAACAACAGGAAAAUGUUUUUCGCCGGCGUCGCGAUGCUGUUUCGCUGAUGUUUCUCCGGCUGAUUGCGUUGAUGAAAUCGCAUUGACGCUCGAACACACAGCGAAAAAUAAUAAUAAACCAUUUUAUUAAAAAAAACGCAUAUGACAGUGAACAAAAUGGAAAAACCAAUAAAAGAAUUUAUCUUGUAAAAUCUUUCAACCGCAGGGAGUACAUCAUUUUAAAUUGGCUAUGAUGAAAUAAAUUUGGAUAAAUUUAAAGCUUUUGUUUUUAUAUGUAAGUUAUGAAAAGGACGCUGCUGUGGACAGUUGUAAAAAUUUAUAAAAAAAAAGCACUUCAAAAGUGGUAUUAUUUUUGGUAAGCUGACAUAUGAUAGGUUUUUCUUUCCGUGCUGAAUCGGGAGCAACGACACAUCCUGCGGAUAUUUGACGGCCUAGGGUGGCUCCACAUUGCAGGAAGUGCUGCUCUGUGUGUGUGUGUUGCCGUACUUGGACACCCAUCAAGGUUCUGAAGCAUUCUCAUUAUUAUAAAAAAGAUGAGAGGCCGUUGGGUUGGGGAUCCAAAAUCCAAAUUAGAUUUGCACGUUGUGUCAAUGAAGGUUUGCUCACAAACGCCGUCCGGGCGUCAUUUAAUUUUCAUUUAAUUUGGCAAAACACAUUUUGGGGCGCGGGCAAGCUCUAAUCAGGCGCAAAGCCUUUUUAUUCUGAUAAUAGUUAAAUUAAAUAAAUGCAAACUGCUGUGAAAAUUUGAAUCUGAAUUUUCGGCUGCUCGGGUGCACAAAAGAUGUCUGCGAAAUUUAUGCGUUGCCCGCCGACGCCGGUCCUUUAAUUUUCCAAAGGGAAGCCAUUGUGAUUGUCGUUCCACGGCGUUGACAGCUGCUCCCUCGGAAAACCAUCGUUUUCCACAAAGCCCGAAAAAGUACCCCGCCCCACUUGAUGGCCGCCCUUUUGUUGCCUGCAUUGCUGCGACAUUUUUAUUACAAGGGCUCAUGAAUUUUAUUUGGCUCGCGAGCAAAAUGCCGUCAAUUUUACUCUGGAGCAAAACUAUUUGGCCAAGACGAUCGGAAAGAAAUUGUGUGCACAAUGCGCGCUGCCCGCAAACAACUCUAAUUAAAAAAGUUUUACGUUUAACCACUUGACUUGGCCCAAACACAACCGUACCGGCAUGUUACACACAUGUGCACUGAGGAAAAAGUUCGAGUUUAAUCAAAUAUUUUCUUAUAAAAAAUAAACAAGAAACGAUAUUAUUUAAAUGCAUGUAUAGACUUCGCUUUGUUUAGACUUUGUUUAGAGGUAAUCGUAUUAAUCAACUUUAAAUAAAGAAUUAUAAAAACCCAAUGAAAGCAAAUUCAGAUAAUAUUAAUGCAACAUUUAACAAAUAAAUGUAUUAAUAAUUUUAAAGUAGUACAAUAUUUGAUAUAGUAUUUAUUCUGCGUGCUGCAUGUUUGUGGCAUGUGAGUGUGUGGCUAGACAAUCAAAACUUUUGCCGCAGCCGAGGGAACUUCAAAGCAAAGACAACAGGCGGCCUAGGCGAAAAGGCAAUGGAAUUGUAAGUGUAGGUCCUCCAAAAUGUGGGGAAAUGAGGAAAGUGGAAAGGGGAAAGGGGGCGGCAAUAAAAUUAAUGAAGCGCCUCGGCUUUUAGCCGGCAGCCAUGAGAGAGACAUUAAAGCGGUUCGCCAGAACAGUUGUAGGUCAUGUCAUUGCCAAUGUCUGUUUAAGUAUGCGCUCAAAGAGCGCCGUUUGGCAGGAAUUACGAGGACGACGAGGAUGGGAGCAACCAGGAGUCGAAAGCCAGGACGAAGAAACCAGGACAAUUUACCCGCGGGACAGCGUCCUUCUUGCCUUUGUUGAUGGCGGGGGCUAAUCUCUGAUGUACACUUAAUUAUGUGGCACACUUUUGAUUGCUGGCGGGGACGUGAGCAGGGUGUCCAGGCUGGAAAAUGGCAACCCUUUCAGGUUUAGUCGACCAUCCAACACCCACACACUUUUUGGCCAUGUCAUGUAAAUUUCAUUUGGCAAAUGCUGUUAGCUUGGCAGUUGGAGAGUAUGCUAUACUUUUUGACAUUUUCAUUCGACUUGGCAAUGCAAACAAGCGAAAGCUGGAAAAUCAUGAAUGAUAGAGGUUUGAAAAGGACUAACCAACAGAGUGAAAGAGUGAAAGAGAUGAUUGAGGAGGAGCUCUCCUAAUCUCUCUGCCAGCUGAAAAAGUUCCCAGAAAAGUUUCCAAGUUGAGCGCCGAAAAAUCUUUAUCACAACUUGCAGUGCAUUCCAUCAAUUUUGCACCACUUUCAGUUCACCUCCAUCUCUUCCAUUCUAUCUCCUCGCCGUGCUGCAAUAAAGCAAUCAAUUUUGAGAACGCCCCUCGGCUUUUCCCUACCCUUCUCCCACUUUCCUACACCCCACACACUUUUUCCAUCGUGGAUGAACGACACCUUUGACACGCGGAGCAGUGAAAAAGAAAAAUAUCGGCGUGCAGCGAGUUAUUCAACCGAAUUGGUAAUUGUUUUUAAAUGGAACUCUUUUGUCCUUGGCCAUGGGCCAGUUGGUCGCAAUUCAGCAGUUCAGCAGUUCAGUUCAGUCGGUUCCCAAUCAAUCAAACAAUCAAGCCAUGUUUAUCAACAGCGCUCAGUAUCGACAACAACUAAUGAACACGAAUCGCGAGUCUGAGUCGCUUCUUAUCGGAUUGUCUAUGCCGCAUAUUGUCUGCUCAUUUGGACUAUUUCUGUUUGCAGUAUGCGCUAUUUGCACAUUUGAUUAAAUAAAGUUAUGUACACUUGUCAUGCAAUCGAGAGAUUAGGACUCAGGCGAGGUAGAA